GGAGAGAGAGCGAGGAGAGGGAGAGAGAAGGCGUUCCCACGUUCCGGUCCCAAAGCAGCGGACAGCGGAGCGGACGGUGACACGCAGGAAGGAAUCACCAGCAUCCAGACUCUCGGCUUUUCGCGCUGCUGUGCUCUGACUCCCACCGACAGCUCAUCGCACGCGCGUCCCCUUCACGGCCCCGUUUUUCCCACGCCGAUGACAAAGUGAAGCGCUCCGUCAGCCGAGCCCACCGCGCCCGAAGGAGCGCACCGCUUUGGCUUCUUUUACCUUACUUCCUCCAGUCCGGGCGGAUCGGAAGCCCCCCCCCCCCGCGGAGCCGCGUUCCGUCAGGUCCAGAGGAGACUGUCUUCCCGCAUCCCCGUGCUCGUCUGUAGCUGACUCAUUUUGCUGCGCUCGGGACCAUGGCGGAGUACAGCUCUCUGCUCAGCGACCUUUCUGAAAACAUCACCAACGAGGACUUGGAACAGCUCAAGUCUGCCUGCAAGGAGGACAUCCCUGAGGACCAGAGCAACAACAUCACCUCCUCCAAGGAGUGGUUCAGCUACCUGGAGAAGAACGACAAGCUGGCCCAAGAUAACCUGUCCUACAUCGAGCACAUCUUCGAGAUUUCACGGCGACCAGACCUGCUGACGAGGGUGAUCGAGUACCGCACAACCGUCCUCAAGAUCUCUGAGGAUGACGAGAUCGACACAAAGCUCACACGCAUCCCGUCAGCCAAGAAAUACAAAGACAUCAUCCGUCAGCCGUCUGAAGACGAGAUCAUCAAGUUGGCCCCGCCCCCUAAAAAAGUGUGAGGUCGCGACCCGAAGCACCAAUCUUUGCACCUUGAUUUCUUCGCUCCCGGCACUCCAGUCAAUUGACCAAGCGUUUCCGACCAACCCCAUCACCCCCCCCCCCCCCCCCCCCCCCCCCCCCCCCCCCCCCCAGCCCCCUCACCCCACGCACACACCUGCCAUGCCUCCCUUACCUGCAUCAACACAUGGCGUGACGCAGAACCGUGCAGGAAGCCGCCCACAAAGCAACAAAUCGGACCAAGCGACUGCAGGCUCUCCCCGAGCUGAGGGGCGACAGGAAGCUGCAGGCAAAAAGGACAUUAGAAGAAGAAAUCUGGAAACGGGCCAACAGCGUGUGUGAGAGGAGAGAGAGAAGCCAAAGUCGACUUUAGAUUCAAGUGCUGGGUGGGUCAGUUGUGAGUGAGUGCUACCUGUAAACACUGUUCAAUCUGUGAUGCUGUGUUUAUGCAAAUGUCUGUGCACGUGCGUGUGUGUGUGCGUGCGUGUGUGUGCGUGUCGCUGAGUCUCCAUCUAACUACAAAGAAUUAAAAACCAAACACACCACCCUCUGAACUUGACAAAACAAAAUAAAAUGGCAAAGUUUCCAUUUACUCAAAUAUUCAGGCAAAGCCAGAAAGAGUAGAAUAAACAAGCUGUGAGUGUGAUGCACUAUGACUAACAAAGUUUUUUUUUUUCACCUUAAAUGUGCAAAGUAGCCCAAACAUGAAAAUGAAACUAAAACAUGUAAAUACCUAGUUCAUGGGAUCAAAAUAAUGCAAAAUGAAACAAAUUUAAAUCUCACGUUCGAUUCUUCGGAGUGUUUGUGUUAGUGUGUUGCUGCAAACCAGGUGUCCAGGUGUGUUUGUAAUGUGGAAGGAAUAGGUUGACGUUUUAGGAAAUACUUAUUGACAUUGCCAUGAAUUUGACAAGCGCUAAUGAGGGGGUUUAAAUAUGAAGUUACUGCUAGCUACAGAGCUAGCAUGACGUUAGCUUUAGAACAAACUGCUAAAACUGGGAAACACCAACGUUGGCUGUCCCCAUGUUUACCAUUUGGAUUUCAUUAAUAAUUGAAAAGAAUUCUGGGCCACUGGUCGAGAACGUGGGGAGGUGGAUUUAGUUACAGUUAGCGGUUUAUUCUCUGGUUCCUAUUGUAAAACGUCCCCGACCGAGUGCUAAGCAGCUAGUGGCUGUACCUUCAUAUUUAUUGCUUAGACAUAAAAGUGGUAUCAGUAAUCAUAACCUCCUUAAUAAAAGAGCACAUGGGUGUCUCUAAUUUCAGAUAUUUUAAAUGUUUUGUCUUAAUUUAUUAUCGUGUUACCAAUAGCCACGAAGUUUACGCAGUGUCUGAGACAAAACAUUAAGUCAAACUUCAAGGGAAACAUAGUCAGUGUUCUUCAGCCAUGGCUUCUGUUUGCAUUCCCUUUACUUGCACGACUAAUUAUAUCAUGCUCCACGAGCAAAACUAUAGAAGACUAAUAUUUUAGAUGAAGCUAUCUAAAGUAGAUUUUCAUAAGAAAAGCCAAUAUUUGCCUUUACCUUAUAGUUAGUUAUUUACAGAAACUACUGUGUGUAGAUGAGAAAUUCUAGCUGUUCUUUCUACAGUACGGACGGUAUCAAGGGGACCAGUACGCGUUGAAGUCUGUAAGAAGUGGUUAGAGAUGUAAAUAUAUACAAAUAAUAUAUACCAAGUCAAUAUAGGUGAGAUAACUUAUUGACCUGCAUAGUCUGCCAUAGAGGACACUGUUACCAGAAGCAAAUUUCCGACAUGAAACAUUCAACAAAUCACAAAAACAAAAUUGAAGACCAUGUACUUUGGAUUAUAAUAGAGAAUCUAAAUAUUAUUUUGAGAGAAUAUUAAAUAUUUUAUUUACCGUACAAACAUGUUGUGUUGAACCACAGGGAGAAAAACACUAAACUUUCUUUCAGCCUUUCGUUGCCAUUUCAUUUGUUCCACAGAAACUAACUGACCUGUAUGCGAACAGUAAAACAAGGCCUCUGCAAAGGAACGCGAAACGAGUGUGUGACAUGUAACGGUAGUGAAUCACGUCCUUUAGAAGAAUCUCUAAUGCACCCUCUGACUAUGCCAUCCCCGCCACGCGCAAACACAAACGCUAGCAAGACUGUUGAAACUAAACUUUAAUAACUGCUCUUCUGAUCACUGUGUCUCUUUUCACCCUGCGACUAAGCCUUAGCACGCGUUGUGUUUACCCCAACAUUUUUCUGACUGUGAGAGAUUGUGUGCGAGGCGGAGACAGACGCCAACACACGCUGAUUCAAACCGGCUCUCACUUUUAAAGAGAGUGAUGCUACUUUUAUUCUGAAAUUUGCUAAAGACUUUGGUGUGUACAGAUUGUCUGUGGGUCUACUUUUGCCCCUGUCUUGGUUGUCCCUGAAGCUGUAUGAUCAAAAACUAUAAAAAAAAUCUAUCAUUGUAUGACUAGUCAUUUAUUCCAGCCAUACUCCUCUCCAAUCCCAGUGCCAACGACUAAAGCUUUUAUUUUGAACACAGUUGUUGUGAACGGUUCUUUUUUCUUUUGUGUUGCUUGCCGUUUACUGUAGUUGUUGGACUGAUUUGUGUCCUAUGCAUUUAAGCCUAAACCUCUGCACUGUAACAUAUAUUCCCAACAAAUCCGUUAGAUCUAAAAAAAAAAAAAACAAGCUCUCUCAUGUCAUUGUGUUUUACAAGAUAUUUCUGCAUGGAAGGUGUGAGUGAUGAGGUAUAUGCUCAGAGAAGCUGAAAGAAACUCUCUAUUCGUUUAUAUGGAAAGCUUGAAAAAUUUCCAAACAGAAUCUCUCUGCAUGAAACACCCAAGUACUCAGUCCUAUGGUAUUGUUAAAGGAAUAGUCCAUCCUUAACCUUUAAUGCCGUUAUAUGCCCUACUGUUUCCCUGGCUACCACAUCUUCUCCUGCAUGUACAUUAGUUUUGUUUUGGAUUUUUUUUUCUUUACAGUACCUUAUUUCUACACUGUUGCAAAAGUUAUAGCAAAAACUGUAUUUUGUAAUUAACCAAAUUAUUAUAAAGUAUGUCCUGGUCCUUGUUUUUGGGUGGAUUUUCCCUUUGGCCUCCAGGCUGUCCCCUGCUAAUCCAGACCUCUGGUCAAUCACAGAACUGAACUGAGUGUGAUGUGAUGUCACAGUGAUGUCAGGCAAAGGCAGCAUUCAUCCUACUGCUACUGUAUGACCUGUGGCUAAUAUACUUCCCAAGAAUUUAUGUGGACACCAGAGGCACUGGUUCAGUGAUCUUGUGAAUCAAACACCAGGCUUUUCUUUCCAGAUAAUAGUAUGUUCCACUGUACAAAUGACCAACAAGACAAGGUGGGGAAGAAGAAUACUUGUUUUAUUUUUAAGUGCAUUUUAAAUAGCAACUUGUGAAUUUAGAUGUAUGUGACCAAGUGAAUUUCUUUUGUUUGUCUUUCAGAGUGUCAAUAGGUAACAGACUCAUGUUAGCAACUGUGGUAGUUUGUCAGUACGGUAGCUUGACAGUAGGAUUGUCCACACAAUAUCUGUAAUCAAUCAAACUGCUUGAUGCUCUUGAAGCUCCAGGUUAAUGCUCAGAUUUUUAAAAAAUCAGGUUAUUUAUUGGAGUGUUUAAAUGUGGCUGUGCUGCAACCCCCUCCUUUUCUUUCUUUUUUUUUAAUCCAUUUAUUGCUCCCCACUUCACAAUGUGGCACAGCCUACUUAUUCACCAAGCAGAUUGUAUGUUUGGCAUUACUAAGCAUUUUUCUGUAGCCAUCGGCACAUAAUAUAGCAACAUAUCAGUCACAAAUGAUGUCAGAUUUGGAUUUCCAUGUACCAAGUACAUAUCAACUUAGUGAAUGCUGCAAAGUAUAAAUUUACUAAAACAUACAUGUAUUUAUGGUGAAUACUUGAUUAUCAUCAGUACAAAGUGGCAGAUAUUGUGUGAAGGUAUUCAGCAUGUAAUGCUAACAAUCGAUACAGACUCACUCAAACAUCAUCAUUUUCCCUAAAGGAUAAACUGUGUUUUACUUUUUGAUUUUAUUGGGCUGUAUAUAUGUAUUUUGAAUAUAUAUCACUGUGUUUGUUUUGGAAUUGAUUAAUUUAUUUUAUGCUUAUAUAUUGUUUUUACAAAUCUUGCUUUUGUUUUACUAACUGGAAACAAAUCAAGGGGAUCAAAACUUGCUUAUCUAAUGUUAAACGCACCCUGCAGCCACAUGUUAUUCUCUUUCUUUAUGUUUUGCUGUUACAGCUUUGGCUAAUGAUUUUGCAAAAAAAAAGUGAUUCAUUUCAUUGUUUUAACUGAUAUGUAACAUAUUAUGUUUUACUGUGUCGUAUUUGGUCAGAUGUGUUGUGUUGAUUCAGAGAGUUUCCAAAUCAUGACAAAAGACAAAAGCAGUCACAAAGUUUUAAUCUGCCGUUUUGUUCAUAUAGGACAUGUUGUCACUUGCACAUUGCACCAAGAGCAGGAAGUUUAAAGACAGAGUCUUAAAAUGUUGAAUGCUAAAUGUUCAACAAAUGAUGAGCCCUGAUUUGUAGAUUGCAAUUCAGUUUAAUAAUUAAUUCAGCCAAGACAUUUAACUAAGAUAUUCAGUGGGAUUUUCUUUGCUUUAUAAUUCUCCUCAUUGAAAAAUAUUUGAGUUUUAAACGCUGAAAUGACCUUUGAAAAAAAUGUUCAAGACGUCACUAGUGUAAAUAAAAUAAUAAUUUAAUAAUACCCGCAAACACAUGACAAAAAGCCAGUUAGCUUCUGCUAGCUAGCGCAACAACAAAUGAAAUGUCCACAGACAGAAUAAACUCACUAAACUAAUACUAGCUUAAUGUGGAAGCAUGUUACGAUAGUUAUCUUCUAGGCUAAUUAGCUACAAGAGCAACAUGUACAGGUACUGUUUGUAUUACUCAGUCAAACACCACCUGACACCACCUGAACUACCUGCUAACUGUUCAGUAUUAAAUAUGUAUGUCAUGAAAUCUGAUUGAACUUCAAGAUGCUAGUGAAUGGGUUAAAGGAUGCGUGGAUGUAGUGAUGAAAAGAUACAGUAAUCAGUGCUGGAUAAAGUGGAAGUAGUGAAUGAGAGUUCUGGGAGUACAGACUCUCCUAAAGAGGAGAGGUGUACAGACAAAUGCUGUAUGUAGGUUCAUGGUUAGCAUCUACUUACAUUAGUAUCAUUUUGAAUGUGGUAAAUCUUGCGCAAGACUAUUGUGCAAUAUUGUGGUGUGGUUCAUGGUAGUUCAGUGUGAUGAUGUUAGGAAUGCUGAUGCACCCUGAACAUACUUAGUUUUUUCCUUUGUAUAAUUUACGGGAAACGUGUGGAGCUGGGUUACAGUAAGUUUCGUUUUCCAGUAGACGAUUAACUGCACCUGGUUACAUUUCGAUAGUCUGACAGUCUUGGAAGCCCAGACGCCAUGACUCAACCUCAGCUACUGGCUGAGCGUGUUCACCGACAAUCGUUGGGUAGAUCAGAUGGUCCCAUUAAUCAGAACAUAUUUCUGAGGUUAAUAUACAUUGUGCUGUGGAUUUCAAUGGUGUGAGGUAUCAUGUGGGUGUAAGUUUAUCAAAAUGGUUAAAAACACCUACAGUAUGGAGGUCAGACAUUGUCACUCUAUGACACUGAGGACAGGCACAUCCACGAUUCUCAAGCCCUGACUUCAAGUAGUGGAGGUGUCCCCAAAAUGUUCGGAAAUAGAAUUCUUAAUUUUUUGCUUAUGGGUAGUGUGUAAAAAACUGGAAGGCUGUUUUAAGAAUAAAUGUAAACCUUUUGAUGUAAGUACGGUUGUUUAGUUCUUAUGAUGCGUCGUAUGUGUUCCUGCUUUGUGAGUCAGUCAGUGGGAUGCCUUCAUGUUACUUUGUGAAGUGCUUACUUAAUGGUUGGUAACAGGUGUAGUUUACUCAUACAGUCAAUCCAAUCCACCAUGUUGUUUCACCAUUAUUUGGAUCUAUUCUAGUAUAAAGUGCACACAUUUGAAUUUGCUUGAGAUGAUGAAAAAUGUCCCAGUGAUGAAGGUAAAAUGACUUUGGAUGGUGACAUGGCCCAGCUGUGCAGUGAAAAGCAUCAUUUGAUUAUUAUCAUUAAUAUAUUCAUAAUAACAUGUGAUCAUAACAUGGAUUCUACAGGCUCAAGGCUGUUAGUAACUUUUGCUUUUGUUUUCCUCUCAUGGGGCAAGUACUUCAGGAUUUAUUUUGCAAUGAUUGCAACAUGCUAUGGUUCAGAAACAUAUAAUGGUGUGGCUCUUUGUCAUGAUUUACAUGAGACUGAACUGAAACAUGCCAUUUUGUCAUUGUGCUAAAUUAAAUAUGAAUAUAUUAAAAUAUAUUUGCUAACCAAAA
This is a messenger RNA of Betta splendens (Siamese fighting fish), 7060 nucleotides long. Its product is annotated as astrocytic phosphoprotein PEA-15. The transcript is spliced from 4 exons. The coding region runs from base 405 to 797 and encodes 130 amino acids. The record is from RefSeq and is a predicted model, not a curated record. NCBI's taxonomy places the organism in Eukaryota, Metazoa, Chordata, Actinopteri, Anabantiformes, Osphronemidae. Gene Ontology annotation, molecular function: protein binding. Gene Ontology annotation, biological process: regulation of apoptotic process; MAPK cascade.